This is a messenger RNA of Myodes glareolus (Bank vole), 512 nucleotides long. RefSeq names its product PET117 cytochrome c oxidase chaperone (gene Pet117). The record is from RefSeq and is a predicted model, not a curated record. Gene Ontology annotation, cellular component: mitochondrion. Lineage: Eukaryota; Metazoa; Chordata; Mammalia; Rodentia; Cricetidae. Gene Ontology annotation, biological process: mitochondrial respiratory chain complex IV assembly.
CGACGGCUCUGCGCUCGAGGGGUCGAGCCUGGCCCGUUGCGGCGGCGGCGGCGGCGUUAGCAGUGGGGGCGUACGCGGGAGCGAGUUCGCGGCCGGGAGCGGGAAUGUCGAGGAGCUCGAAGGCGGUGCUGGGCCUCUCGGUGCUGCUGACGGCAGCCACGGUGGCCGGCGUGCAUCUGAAGCAGCGGCAGGACCGGCAGAGGCUUCGUGACGGAGUGAUCAGAGACAUUGAGAGACAGAAUCAGAAAAAAGAAAACAUUCGUCUUUUGGGAGAACAGAUUAUUUUGACUAAGCAACUUGAAGCAGAAAGAGAGAAGAUGUUGGAAAGAGGAUCUCAAAACACUUGACUUUGUGAAAAUUGCUGGGGCAGUGCUGGGUUAAUGUGUAUAUAUGUGGGUGUGCACGCGUGUGUGUGUUGAUAGAGAAUAGCUAGUGAAAUCUGUGUCCCCCGAAAAUCACUGUCCAUAUAAACUUUAUUAAAUAAAGGACGGUGGAUCCUGUCUUUUGAAUCA